This is a messenger RNA of Moesziomyces aphidis, 3378 nucleotides long. Lineage: Eukaryota; Fungi; Basidiomycota; Ustilaginomycetes; Ustilaginales; Ustilaginaceae. The record is from the annotation of a GenBank genome assembly.
AUGUGGGAGGGCUCGGCUGCUCACCCACGCUGCUUUGGUCGGCCAAGUUUGAGCUCGAUCGGAACCGGUGCAGCCCAGCUAGCCGUGCUCGCAAGUGAUCCUGCGGACUUCGAUUUCGCGUGUCCAGCUUCCAAGCACCGCCCGAGCCCAGCCACGGGCUCGACGUCGGCCGCUCCGACGGGCGCAACUCGGCCAGUCGAUUCUGCACGGCCUCUCUCACCGCCCGAUAUCACUGUCAGUCGGCUGGUCAAAGCUUGCGACCGAUGGCCUGAGUUGUCCAAGGCGCAGUGGGUGGGCGUGUGGAAGGCGGCUGCGUGGAAUUGGGUUUUGGUUAGCCGGCAGCUGGCUGCCCGGGUCCAGCAGGGCAAAAGACCGCACCACACCAGCGGGCAAAUUUUCCCUCCUGCCUCGGCAGUCCGGCAGCGCGCAACUCAGCCGCGCUAUGCGAUUCUAGCUUUUUCGCUCGACCCGAUACUGGCCGCCUCGACCCCACCACCUCGCCCCCCUUCCACCACAAUCCGUUUCUUCAUUGACAGCGUCGACAGCAUGGACGAAGAACUGGUCGAUGAUCGACCCAGGAUUCGCAACUCCCAAGCCUGCCUCGAGUGCAGAAAAGCCAAGAUCAAAUGCAACGGCAAGCGCAAAGACGCGCAGAACUGUUCCCGAUGCGAAGCCAAGGGGCUGGAUUGCUCUUGGACAGCCUCACGCCGCGGAAAGAAGCCUGGCACCAAAAAUCUGGCUACGCGUGCGCGCGAACAGUCCGAAGCCCUCCAACGUCAGCUCGAGCACCAGCUCCACACCAAGGUCGAUCGAAGCUCGCCUCCUGCGUACGACUCUCAACCCAGCCUUUAUCGACAAGCGUGGGAUUCGGCAAGCCAGCCGCGCGCGUCGACCUCCUAUCCUCCGCACCCUGCCCAGACGGAACAGCGCCUGAUGCAUCGCCACGGUUCCGAUGCAAGCAACCACCAGUCACCUCAAAGCACAGCCACAGCCUCGUCGUCGUCCGGCUCGCAUCUCUCGUCGUCUGUGCCCACCGCCAUGUCUUCGAAUGGUCACAACGGCAGUCACACGAGCAACUUCAGCGGCAACAGCAGUCGACGUACUUCCAAGUACCACGACGGCCUCCUCAUCCGCGAAUCACGCAUGCCGCCUUCUUCCACCAAUCCGCUCCUCUGUCUUUCUGAGGCCGCGCUCGGCAAACGCUGCACUGAAUCCGACAGCGAGGAAGACGAGCUCGCGGCCGACAACGAGCCAGCCGAAGCAGACGCUCAGCUUCUGGGAGACCAGAAGGACGGCAAGAAACGCUCGGCUCUCCACCCGUAUGUGGACGACUUGGCCAACGAGGAGGAUGACGCCCAGGCCAAGUCGGCGCGCGACAUUGCAAGCAUGCUCGAGAGCAGUGGCUGGACUCGCUCGUGCCUUGCCCAUGCUGCGUGCGAACGUGCUUCGUACUUUUCCGGCGCAUCCGCAUCAGCCAGCUGGGAUACGCGCCGAUGCGAUCCUUUGGAGCAGGGCAUUGUGACGAUGGACGAAGCACGUCGCCUGUUCCAGCUCUUUAUGGACACGGUUCACGAGCAGUUCUGCAUCCUCGACCCCGUCAUCCACAACGUCGCCACCAUCAAGGAAUCCUCCAACUUCCUGUUUUCAGUCAUUUUGGCCAUCGCCACUUCCAUCGAUCGCAGUCCCCGCUCGAUCCGGCAAUUCGAGCUGUUGCGCAAGCUGGUCGACUCGCUCGUGGUCGAAGUGCUCAGCCGCAACGUCAAGAGCGUCGAGGUCGUCAAGGGCCUCAUCGUGUGGCCCAUGUGGGCGCAUCUCACCCCCUUGAUGGCCGAGGAUCGAGCGUGGCUGCUCAUCGGAACGGCGGCACGAAUGGCCAAGGAGUUGGAUCUCGCCAUGCGCGACGACGUGUCGCAGGAAGACGAGCUCGCCCGUCGUCACGCCCGUGAUCGCUCCAGGACAUGGGCACUAGCUGCCAUCAUGGAGCGAAGCUUCUCGUCCUUCUCGGGCCAGCGUCCCAACACCACGCUCGACGUGGACUGGGGUACGCUCAACGAUUGGCUCAAAUCGCCCAUCUCGCUCGACGGCGAUAUUCAGAUCGUGGCGUUCCUGCAUCUGCGCCGUAUCGAGGAGAUCAUGCGGACGCGCAUCUUCAGUCAGAGCUACUACGAGGUCGGCUCGAUCGAGAGCAUUCGCGUCUCUGCCAACGUGCUUCUCGAGGCGUGGUCCGAGGCCUGGUGCGAGCAUCCGGCGCUGGAUAAGCACCCGCUCACCUCGACCAUCAUGCGCAUCAUCGGACUGCACGUGCGCGUGCUCAUCAACACGCAUGCCAUUCGCGAGUCUGACCGCAGAAGGGCGAUCUGCGAAUCGUCCAACAUGCGCAUCCUCCGCGUCUGCGGCGAAUCGGUCAAAGCGGCGCGCGAAUGCUGCGUGAUGCUCUUGAAGGACGCGUGUCGACUGGCGCUUGACAAUUUGCAAGGCCAGGCGCACACCGUUAGUAGGAUCGUGGCAGCCAUGCUGGGUUGGUCAGGCGUGCAUUUGCUCAAGAACGGACCGAUCGAUACUCGUGGCCUGGUGGUGCAGUUGGGCCUGCUGCUGGCCGGCGACCCGCUGGACUCUGCCCAUUCGCGCUCCUUUGCGCGCUUCUACGGUCGCUUCAUCCUCUCCCUCAGCGCCGAGCUGGUGGAGCGGGAUCGGGCCGAAAAGCACCGCAGGAAGCGCCAGCGACUGCGAGGAUCGUCUCACAUGUCGACAGGCUCUAGCGGCGUAGGCAUCGCGAGCCCGCGCGGCGAAGCAAGCAACAUGGCUCGCGGCAACACGGCAGGAGGCGCUGUGGCCAGCCAUGAUGCAGGCAAGGCUGUCGUAGCUCCCGGCCUAGGCACCUCCGUGCCAGCCGCCGCGAUGAGUGACAUGGCAUUCGCUUUCGAGUCUGCGGCCCAGAGCGGGCUGCAGACGCCAGGCAUGAUGGGACGACCGGCAAUGGUGAGCCAUCCAGGUGCUGCCGCAAGCUCCAUGUCGCCAUCCGUUUCCAACGCAGCUGGUCAGUCGCAUGCAUACAUGCCGGCGGCUGGCACUGGCGCCGCCGGCUCGACGAACAACAUGGCAGGCAUGUUGAGUGGCGGCAGCGGUGCUGGAGGUACGUCGCCAUUCUCGUCGGCGUACCGUUCAGCGACCGUGCCGUCGUCCAUGGCAAGCAACGGCGCCUCGGGAUUGGAUCCGGUGACGAGCACCUGGCUGGGCACAGACGACCUGCUGGAUCAGUACAUGCAGAGCAUCCUGCCCAUCUUCAACGACUUUGAUCAUGCCACCAACAACACCAUGAUGAACAGCAUUGGCGGCGGCGGCGGCGUCGGGGUGCCCAUCUCGGAAGUAGGACGUUAG